CCCUCUUUAAAGCCGAAGGGUCCCAAUUUCCCAACGCGUUCGAACCAAAAUAAUUUCUUCUGCUUCCGUGCCGCCUAUUGCUUUUCCGCAAAGUGUUCCCUCUGCACGCGCAGAAAUACGAUAACGCAAAGCAUUAUGAAUUGCAACGAGAUCCAGCAGGGCACGAAAGGGUCGCGGUACCUCAUCAAGCGGCCCAAGGCGCUGCAAUGGUUCAACAACGGGCGCCUGGAAAAGGCGAGCGACGAGGAGCGCCAGGCCGGCCGCUUCGAGCUAUUUCUCGAUUUGUUGUAUGUUGCCAUUGUUGCCAACUUUAGCGAGGAGCUCGCAGAGCAUGCCGACGGCAAACACCUCGCCAAGUACAUUCUCAUCUUCGUCCCGGCUUGGCACAUCUGGUCGGACCUGCGUGAGAUUAUGAACUCGUACUACACUGACGACCUGGUUCAGCGCAUCAUCAUCCUCUGGGUCAUGUCUCUGCUUGUCCUGUACGCCAACGCUGCCAAAAAGGUCGACGACGACAUCUCAGCCAUGCGCACCGCUGCUGGCGCAUACCUUACCGCGCGCUUCACGAUUAUGAUUACCUUUAUCAUCUGCUCCUUUGCUAGUUUUCAGCACCGAUUUCAGGCGCGUGUCAUGGCUGGCUUCAUGUUUAUCGGCUUACUCAUCGCCAUCCCGCUAUUCUUCGAGUCGGUCAGCAUCCAGGCCAAGAUUGCAGUUGUUGCCGUCCUCAUCGUCUACCAGGAGAUAACCUGGGCGCUUGCGUUAAGCCCCUUUAUGAAGCGCAUUCUGAAGCUCCAGUACGGAACGGCUGUGGACAUUGCCCACGAGAUUGACCGCCUUGCGGCCUUCUUCAUCAUCAUCCUGGGCGAGUUUGUGCUCGUUGUGAUUCUGGGUGAUCCAGCAGGCGUGGGUCUUACAGCUGGCUACGGCAAGGCUAUUUGCACACUGGGCAUUGCGUUUUCGCUCAAUUGGCUCUAUGUCAGCGGCGAUGGAAGCAUGGAAGCAACACAUCCUAUUCGUCGAUCUGUGGCGACGGCGUUUGGCUUCUUCCUGCUGCACAUCCCACUAUCCAUGUCCUUUUUGAUUGCUGGCCAUGUGGCGGCUCUAAGCGUGCAGUUUGACGAGUUUGAAGGUGGCCAAGCCUGGCUCAUGUGCGGCGGCUUUGCUGUUGGCCUCUUCUGCUUGUGGGUGUACGGCAUGUUGUUCCGCGAUGAAGACGGUCUUAUCCUGUUGAUGCGAAAGCCCAUACGCAUGAUUAUGCGUCUUGUUGUCUGCAUCAUCUUUGCCUUGCUUCCUCUUGCUGAGGAACAUCUCAACUGUACAAAGUUUAUGGGUAUUUCCGUGGCACUCUUUAUUUUCCUGCUUAUUUGGGAGACGGUAGGCAGUCUGCUUAAGGGCGCUCAAUUGUAUGAGCCAUGGAUGGAUCGCAACCCGCCUGCUGGUACCAACAAUGGAUGUGAGACUUCCAAGGCCUGAUUAUAUAGGCCUGUAAUUUAAUUUCAAGAUACCUAGACUUUCCAAAGUCUCUUACCAUAAUAAACACCACUACCACUGUAGUAACCUUGAUAGCUUCUACCGUA
[Torrubiella] hemipterigena is the source of this 1577-nucleotide messenger RNA. The record is from the annotation of a GenBank genome assembly. Lineage: Eukaryota; Fungi; Ascomycota; Sordariomycetes; Hypocreales; Clavicipitaceae.